AUGAUUAAGGCAUUUGACCCAGAGUCAGAAAAAUUCAACUUGGAAUUAGAUCAACCCUCGAUUACUAUAAAAGGAGUCGAUGUGGAGGAGAUUUUUGGUUUGAAGGUCAAAUCUGCAGAUGGGCUGGAUAUUGACACAAUCCAUUUUGAGGAUGGGAAAUUUGCAGAAAAUGAGAUUCCACCUCAUUUUCUGAACAAGUGCACCGGCAGUCUCAGCAUUGAUGGAUUGAUCUCGGACGCCAUCAAGAGCGGAUUAGACGAUGAUGACUUCCUUCGCAGAGCUGCUCUUGUGGCCCUUGGUACAGUUCUUGCACCAACGUCCACGGCAACAGUUCCGUUGGAGUAUUGGGAAAUCGUUAAAAACUGGGAAGUUGAUAAGGUGCAAUGGCCAUGCGGCAACCUAGCCCUGCUGCAGUAUAUUUACUAUGAAAAAGUGCGCCCAAUUGGUUCACAAUUGACGUCAUCAAGGCCGUUGAUGAGGAACUGGACAGAAGAAGAAGCUAAAAAGAGAGACAUCGUGGAUUACAAUGAUGGACGAGGAGUAGGCUUGAUUGACGACGACAUAUCUGCUAAGCACAGAAGGGAGGUGAUCCACACACCUGACGUUGUUCCAAAAUCAAAGAGGAAGCAAAGUAAAAGAGCUAAAGCUGCAGCUUCUAGCAUGAACACGCCAGGUCCAGUGGAUGAUUCAAGAAUGGAGGUCAUGUUUGAGCAGGUUCUGAUUAAACUGACCAACCACAUAGACACAACAUUAAGAAAAAAUAUGCAGAAAUAUGCAGACGCAUCUGCUCAGAAACUCCUAAAAAUGCUUAACUCGAAGGGAGUUGCAUACAGGGCAGGCAAGGCUGACAUGUCUGAUGACGACGAUCAGGAGGAGGAAGCCAAAAAGGAAGGAGUGGCCUCCACACCUAGCCAUGGCGGCCUUCCGCCUAAAGAUUUCAUGGACAUAGACGUUCCCAAGUCAGACGGCAGUGCAUCAUGGUUGAAUUCCAUUAAGGAUAAACAUGACGAUGAAUUGGAUGAUGCAAGUAAGAAGAGUGAGCCGGUGGAGGAUUCGAACUUCGUGACACCCACCGACAAGAAGAAGACUGCUAGUGCUGGGUACACGACCCCGGCGCCUAAGCACAGAGAUACUCCUGAAGUACCCAUAAUCAUCGACGACAAGGCUACUCCCGAAUCGUCCUACUCGGCAACUAUUGAUUUAACUCUUCCAGAUGCAUCAGAAGAAUUUGAAAUCUUGAACACGAUCUGCCACAAAGCGAUAGCAAGUGGGAAGAAGGAGGAGAGAAAGGAUGAUGUAUGUGGGAAAAAAGAGGAGAGAAAGGAUGAUAUCUGUGGGAAGCGCACACGCAAACCUCCUCGCAAAUUAAGUUCCCCAAGCAUUGUGAUGACCUCCAAAUGUCCUAAACGUAUUCGACGUGCAGUCAGAAAAGGUCCUGAAGCUUUGUUCAACAAUGAAUAUGCCACGGAUGGAUCAAAUCAGCUGACACCGGAGAUAAUUGACGCAGCUGUCGAGUAUAUUCGGAUAUCAAUGAAAAGUACAAAAAAGGGCCGAUUUGGUAAGUGUGUGUACGAGAAUGCAGACGGGGCUGGGGCGAGUGCUGGAAUGCUUAAACCAAUCCUUGACAGUGGAUGGCUGUGCGGUGCUGCUUAUUUCUCGGUUAACAUCUCCCGUUGCCACUGGGUCACCGUCGUCAUGCACAGUGACAAGGAGGAAUUUCAGGUGCUAGACUCAUUAUGGAGCCUUAAUCAGAGCAAGGGAUUUGUGGAAAUGCUGAGAGAAGAAAUCUCUAAGGACAUCAAGUUUGCGAACAAUGAGUUAUCGAGAAAGAAGUAUCCAGAUGUUUCGAAAUGGGAAAUUAAAAGCUAUCCAAUACCAAAGCAAAGAGAUACGAACUCAUGUGGACUCUUCCUGUUAGCAUGUAUGGAGCACUGGGAUGGAGAUAAACUGACGGCUGAAUUUUCGCAGGAAACGAUAAACAAGAACAGGAAAAGGACUGCUGCCGAAAUUAUAAUGGCACAAUCAAACCUGCUCGAGAAGACGAAGAAGGAUGUCCUAGAUAUCGCGGCGAAAGCACGUGCCCAAAAAACAUUAAGUAUCAGAUAUGCAUGCACAUCUGACAUUGUAAUGCAAGGGUGGAUUUGUGUCCGGAAGAAGGUCUGA
Molecule: messenger RNA, 2163 nt
Organism: Lolium perenne
Lineage: Eukaryota; Viridiplantae; Streptophyta; Magnoliopsida; Poales; Poaceae
Source: RefSeq, a predicted model, not a curated record